This is a messenger RNA of Oryctolagus cuniculus (rabbit), 704 nucleotides long. Lineage: Eukaryota; Metazoa; Chordata; Mammalia; Lagomorpha; Leporidae. The record is from RefSeq and is a predicted model, not a curated record.
AGCGCGAUGAUGGCAAUAGGCAGGCAUAGGCGCUUGCGCAACAGGGUGGCCGCUCCCGACCGCGUGCGGCGCGAACAACGGCGCAGGCGCUGAGGCUCGGGCCGUUGGCCCGCAUACUACGGAGCAUGCGUAUCAACUACAGGGGCCCCACACCUGUUGGUGUUCAGAUGGAGCAGUCCACUAGUCACCCGCCAGACGGAAAAGCCAAAGAGGAAGGUAAUGCUGCGCCUCUUUGUCGAGCAAAACCCUCCCCCAGCUACAUUAAUCUUCAAGCAAGUUCCCCCCCAGCCGCUUUCCUGAACAUCGAGACCACACAGCUUCCCUCAGGAGCUGACCACCAGCCCAAGGAAUGCCUGGGACUCCUAGAGAGCAUGUAUGCCAACCUGCAGCUUCAGACCCAGCUUGCUCAGCGACAAAUGGCUAUUUUGGAAAACUUACAAGCAUCCAUGACACAGCUGGCUCCUGGGAGGGAAAGCAAGAAUUCCUCCCUGCCAGCCUUAUAUCGUAAUCUGCUGUGAAAUCACCUACCCAGUUCAGUAAAUGAAUUGUGGAGCAAAGUUACUGGCCGGGGAGCCCUGACCAGGAUGCCAGAGCCAGGCUGCUUGGACACGCCAGGACCAGGACCCUCAGUCAGGUGCGUCCCAGGCCGCGGAGGGUGUCAGCUCCGCCCGCUGAGCCUACUGAGGUGAGGAAGGAGGGGCACA